AUGAACAUAUUAACCUUUUUACAGCAUCGUGUCUUCUAGAUACUGUUUAUAACUUUGAAAGUUUUGGUUUUGGAGGAUUAAUACAAAAUGAAUAAUUCAUCUAGUAUACUUCUGUUUUCACUGUCUGGCUUUAGUGCAACAGUCAACUACAGAGUUACACUUUUCUCUCUCACUUUACUAUGUUAUUGUGCAAUUUUUGUGGUAAAUGUGUCUCUGAUUUUAACCAUAAUAUUGGAUCAAAACUUACAUGAACCUAUGUACAUUUGUUUGUGUAAUCUGUGUAUCAAUGGACUUUAUGGAACUGCAGGCUUUUAUCCCAAAUUUGCUUCUGAUCUUUUUUCUGAUAUUCAUGUAAUAUCAUAUGCAGGAUGCCUUUUGCAAAUCUAUGUCAUAUACUCCUAUGCAAUGGUUGACACCUCCGUUUUAGCUCUUAUGGCCUAUGACAGAUAUGUGGCCAUAUGUCGACCACUAGAGUAUCACUCUGUAAUGUCUGUGCGAAGGACUGCUGUGUUAGUUGGUUUGUCCUGGCUUGUACCUUUGUGCAUAGAAGUCUUGAUGGUAUCUAUGGCAUCUGAAUUGAAGUUAUGUGGCUCCCACAUACAGAAACUCUAUUGUGACUGGUCAAUUAUUGAACUUGCUUGUGGUUCAACGGCAGCAAAUGACAUAGUUGGAUUGAUUGUCACCUCUUUUUAUUGUGGCCAUGUUCUCUUCAUUGUGUGUUCAUAUAUGCAGUUGGUAAAAUCAGCUUUAAAAUCCAGAGAGGGCAGGAGAAAGUUUACACAAACAUGUGUGCCACAUUUGUUAUGUCUGCUAAAUGUCACAGCUGCUUUGCUUUUUAACAUUAUGUAUGCUAGAUAUGGAUCAACAUCUGUGCCACAGAGUGUAAAGAACUUCAUGGCCAUACAAUUUCUCAUAAUUCCACCUGUUCUCAGCCCUAUUAUUUAUGGACUGAUACUGACUAAAAUUCGAAGUAGAAUGAUGAUGUGUAUGAUGGCAGGUCAAAGGUUUAAAUUGAGACUCCAGGUUUCAUUUGUCAGCAACUAAAUAUCACUCUAUAAAAACUAAGCACAUAGUUGUUCUGUGCUUCUCCAGACUUGCAGCUUUGCUGUCAGGCUGUUGUGAUAAUGAUCUCUAAGCUGUUAUGUUGCUCUCUCAUUGAAAAACUGCCGUGAAAAGUGGUGAACUGUCCCACAAUUGACAAUAUUACUGUAUUUAUCAUUAUAUUUUUCUGUUCUGAGAUUGCUGACUUGUUUGUAUGAGCAGAUUGUUAAAUCAGAUUUAAAAUCCAGAGAGAGCAGGAGGAUGUUUUUAAAGAAAUGUUUUCCACAUUCAUAAUAUCUGCUUAUUGUCUCAAUUGCUUUUUAAUGUUAUGUACCCUAGAUGUGGAUCAAGAAGUGUCAUGAUUCCAAAUAUUUUUAACCCUCUUAGUUAGGACUAAGCACAUGGUGUGUGCUUCUCCAGACUUGUACCUUUGCUGUCAGGUUGUUGUGAUGAUAAUGAUCUCUAAGCUGUUAUGAUGCUCUCUCAUUGAAAAACCCAACACAAUUGACAAUAUUGUUGGAUUUAUCAUUAUAUUUUUCUGUUUUGAGAUUGACCUUUUCUUUUUGUGUUUGUAUGAGCAGAUUAUUAAAUCAGAUGUAAAAUCCAGAGAAGGCAUUCAUGCUUUUGAUUGUAUAAAAUAAAAAAAUAAGAAUAUAAG
This is a messenger RNA of Siniperca chuatsi (mandarin fish), 1699 nucleotides long. Its product is annotated as olfactory receptor 6N1-like. The record is from RefSeq and is a predicted model, not a curated record. Lineage: Eukaryota; Metazoa; Chordata; Actinopteri; Centrarchiformes; Sinipercidae. The transcript has a single exon. Gene Ontology annotation, molecular function: G protein-coupled receptor activity; olfactory receptor activity. Gene Ontology annotation, cellular component: membrane. Bases 88 to 1044 code for a protein of 318 amino acids. Gene Ontology annotation, biological process: G protein-coupled receptor signaling pathway.